This is a messenger RNA of Marmota monax (woodchuck), 1124 nucleotides long. It is a transcript of the gene Lgals3, whose product is annotated as galectin 3. The record is from RefSeq and is a predicted model, not a curated record. Gene Ontology annotation, cellular component: nucleus; immunological synapse. Gene Ontology annotation, biological process: macrophage chemotaxis; monocyte chemotaxis; negative regulation of endocytosis. NCBI's taxonomy places the organism in Eukaryota, Metazoa, Chordata, Mammalia, Rodentia, Sciuridae. The transcript is spliced from 6 exons. Gene Ontology annotation, molecular function: IgE binding; carbohydrate binding; laminin binding. The coding region runs from base 141 to 986 and encodes 281 amino acids.
GGGGCACUGCCCCGCCCCGGGAGGGCGGGCCAGGCGGGCCAGGGGUAUUUGAAGGCAGAGCCACCGCCCCGCCGCCAGCGCCCGCACCACCUCGCCAGGAGCCACCCGGAGAGAGCAAGAGAGACGCAAGACAAGGGAAAAUGGCAGACAGUUUUUCGCUUAAUGAUGCCUUAUCUGGGUCUGGAAACCCAAACCCUCAAGGAUGGCCUGGUGCAUGGGGGAACCAGCCUGGGGCUGGAGCAGGGGGCUACCCAGGAGCCUCUUAUCCUGGGGCCUAUCCCGGGCAGGCACCUCCAGGGCCCUACCCUGGACAGGCACCACCUGGAGCCUACCCAGGGCAGACACCUCCGGGGCCCUAUCCUGGACAGGCACCUCCUGGUGCCUACCCUGGACAGGCACCUCCUGGUACCUACCCUGGCCCAACUGCACCUGGACCUUAUCCUGGACCUCAGGCACCUGGAGCCUACCCAGGGCAACCAGGUGGGCCUGGGGCCUACCCACCUCCAGGACAGCCAAGUGCUCCUGGAGCCUACCCUGCUGCUGCUGGCCCCUAUGGCACCCCUGCUGGACCACUGACUGUGCCUUAUGAGCUGCCCCUGCCAGGAGGAGUCAUGCCUCGCAUGCUGAUAACAAUUAUGGGUACUGUGAAGCCCAAUGCAAACAGAAUUGCUUUAGACUUCAAGAGAGGGAAUGAUGUUGCCUUCCACUUUAACCCACGUUUCAAUGAAAACAACAGGAAAGUCAUUGUAUGCAAUACAAAGCUGGAUAAUACAUGGGGAAAGGAGGAAAGACAGUCGGUUUUCCCAUUUGAAAGUGGUAAACCAUUCAAAAUACAAGUCCUGGUUGAGCUUGACCACUUCAAGGUUGCAGUCAAUGACGCUCACUUGCUACAGUACAAUCAUCGGAUGAAAAAUCUCAGGGAAAUCAGCAAACUGGGAAUUUCUGGUGACAUAAACCUCACCAGUGCUUCACAUGCUAUGAUAUAAUCUGGAAGGGGCAGAUACUUUAAAAAUAAAAUUGAGUCUAAAUUUUACACAUUUAAAGGUUUCAUAUGAAAAAAUUUUACCUUUAUUCACCAAUAGCUUUCUUGUAAGCAUCCAUUUAAUAAAUAUUCUUACGCUAAA